CCCUCCGUAUUUGAAUCUCGCUUUCAACCUAGCCUCGCUCAUAUCCUGCCUCACAUGCAGAAGGAAUAUGGCGUCUGCAGUCCAAACUUUUGACAUGAUGCAUCGAGCUCUUCGAAGAACUCCUUCUCUGUCAUUUGCAAGACAAGUAUGGAAAAGUCAUCAACACCAAGAAAGAAUUUCCAGAAGAGCAUUAUCACUUUCAUGUAGGUCAUGUUGUGCAGCAGCAGAUGCAAUGCCAUUACCAGGAAAAGAUGGUCAACCAAAAGUGUACACAGGAAAAAUUCAAAACAUUGUCAAUGAAAUAUCUAAAUUAACGCUAGGAGAAGUAUCAGAUCUAAAUAGUUUGCUAAAGGAAACCUUGAACAUUCAGGAUGCUCCCAUGAUGUCAGCUGCGGCUAUGAUGGCAGCUCCUGCUGCUCAGGAAGCUGAGCCUGAACCACAAAAGGAAGAGCAAACAGAAUUCACUAUAAAGUUAACAAAAUUUGAUGACGGUUCAAAAAUAAAGCUGAUCAAAGAAAUCAAAGCCUUGUUACCAGAAAUGAAUUUGGUUCAGGCAAAGAAGUUUGUUGAAAGUGUACCGCAGGUUAUCAAAGAGAAGCUUUCAAAAGAAGACAGUGAAAAAAUCAAAAAGCAAAUUGAAGCUGUUGGAGGUUCUGUGGAGAUUGAGUAAAUUUUUACAAGUAUGCUAAGCAACAUUUAACUGGCCUAAUUGAAAUUGUAUAAGGACAAUUCAUAGUCAGUUAGAACGGAUUUGAAAAGAAGAAAGUGCUUUAAAUAUUGAACUACAAAGAGAGUACCCAUUUUCUUGGGCAUACCCUUGCAAGAUUCUAAGGAUCAAAUCUAGUUUAACCGAUUUGAUUGCCAAUAGUGUAGAAUGUGUAGUAACAACUGUUUGCAAAUCGUAUUGUUUUACAUGAUUUUAUGGCCUUUGUUCACUUUUUGCUAUACCAAA
Rhopilema esculentum is the source of this 952-nucleotide messenger RNA. RefSeq lists its product as uncharacterized. Gene Ontology annotation, molecular function: mRNA binding; structural constituent of ribosome. Lineage: Eukaryota; Metazoa; Cnidaria; Scyphozoa; Rhizostomeae; Rhizostomatidae. Gene Ontology annotation, cellular component: ribosome; mitochondrial large ribosomal subunit. Gene Ontology annotation, biological process: translation. The record is from RefSeq and is a predicted model, not a curated record.